GACCCUGGAGAGCCUGUGUAUGGAGCUGAUCGAGGAGGGAUUACUGAAGGAGAUCCACAACAUCCCAUUGGCUGAUUUUGUGGGAGACUACAGCUACCUGGGGUCCACACUGAUGCAGUCUAACAUUGAGCCCAUGCCAUCGCUCUUCGAUAUCAAACAGCUGAUCACGAUGUACGCAGUGCUGCCACUAGGGUCUCAGACCCUACACGAGCGGGCCCCGCUGGUGAAGUCCAUGUUGUUGGUGGGGCCAGUGGGGGUGGGGAAGAAGACCCUGGUCCAUGCCAUCUGCACCGAGACCUGUGCCACCCUCUUCGACCUGUCAGUCAAUAAUGUGGCCAACAAGUACCCGGGCAAGAGCGGCCUCCACAUGAUGCUUCACCUCGUCUUCAAGGUGGCACGGCUCCUGCAGCCUUCGGUUGUGUGGUUAGGCAGCGCAGAGAAGAACUUCUACAAGAAGGUCCCCAAGGAAGAGAAGGAGUUGGACCCAAAGCGAAUGAGGAGGGAGCUGCCCAAGCUGCUGAAGUCCCUGAAGCCAGAGGACCGGGUUCUGUUGGUGGGGACCACAGAUCGGCCCUUUGACGCUGAGCCCCGUCUCUUCUUCAGAACCUACGAGAGGAUCAUCAUGGUGCCCCGGCCAGACUAUUCCUCCCGCUACGCUGUGUGGAGACACCUGAUCCAGAGUAAGGGAGGGGUGGUGAGCAGUGAGCUGGAUCUCAGCUCCCUGGCCAAGGUGUCUGAUGGCUACACCCCAGGUCGCAUGGUGCAGGUGGUGAACAUGGUGCUGACCGAGCAGCGCCUACGGCAACAGGUCAAGAAACCGCUGACCACCAUUGAUUUCAUCCUGCCGCUCGCCAAGAUGGAGCCCGUCUACCAAGGAGAGGAGGAGGCCUUCAAGCGCUGGUAUAACCGCACGCCACUCGGCAGACAGAGACUGAAGCAGAUCCGGGAGGCGCAGAAAGAAGAGCAGCCGGGAAAGGACAAGGAUAAAAAGGGAAAGAAACCCGGUAAAAAGAAGUAAACCAUUCCCGAAUCAGGGAUCCACUCACUGCACAACUGGGAAUGUACUCCACAAUCAGCAAUCCAAAAUCAGGAAUCAACUCUAGAACCAGGAAUCUACUCCGGAAUUGGGAAUCUGCUCCAAAACCGGGAAUCCCAAAUCAGGAAUUUACCCAAAUCCGUAAUCAGGAAUCCACUCCAGAAAUGGGAACUCACUCCAGAAUCAGAAAUCCACAACAGAUUUGGCAAUCCCAUCCUGAAUUCAGAAUCUACUCCAGAAUUGGGAAUCUACUCCGAAUUCCUGACUGAAUGAUGAGUGGAGGGCGGAGGGGGAGAUUGAGCCUCGACACCCUGAACUCGGAGUGGAUCUGAAUUUCUGAGCCCAGGAACAGGUCUAGAACAUUUUUGUAUUAAACACACUGUUUGGAGAUUAAAAAUUUUUUAGACC
Callorhinchus milii (elephant shark) is the source of this 1444-nucleotide messenger RNA. Its product is annotated as dynein regulatory complex protein 11. The record is from RefSeq and is a predicted model, not a curated record. Lineage: Eukaryota; Metazoa; Chordata; Chondrichthyes; Chimaeriformes; Callorhinchidae. Gene Ontology annotation, molecular function: ATP binding; ATP hydrolysis activity; protein binding.